Molecule: messenger RNA, 1650 nt
Organism: Penicillium argentinense
Lineage: Eukaryota; Fungi; Ascomycota; Eurotiomycetes; Eurotiales; Aspergillaceae
Product: putative choline transport protein
Exons: 3
Coding region: 1-1650 (549 amino acids)
Biological process (GO): transmembrane transport; amino acid transport
Cellular component (GO): membrane
Molecular function (GO): transmembrane transporter activity
Source: RefSeq, a predicted model, not a curated record
AUGGCCCCGGAUGAGCCACAGACACCGCACAGCGGGGUGACGCCGCUGAAGACGAAGGGUGAAAUCGAUGAAGUGCGUCUGGAAGCUGCUCUAGGUCACAAGCAGGAGCUGAAUAGACAUUUUGGAUUGUGGAGUUUGACUAGUCUGGGCAUUGUGAUUGCAAACUCUUGGGCAUCUACGGGAGGAACAAUCGUCGCAGCUCUGCACAAUGGCGGGCCCAUGGCUAUCAUAUACGGCCUCAUCCUCGUGAGCGUUUUCUAUACGGCCAUCUCCGCGUCGCUAGCCGAGCUCGCCUCAUCAAUGCCUUCCGCCGGGGGGGUUUAUUAUUGGUCAUCAGUCCUGAGCCGAAACCGCGGACGAGGUGCAGGUUUCUUCACGGGGUACUUGAACGCCUGUGCGUGGUUGCUCUCAGCGUCAUCGAUGAGUUCCAUGCUAGGAAAUGAGGCCGUAGCCAUGUAUCUGCUGAAGAACCCAACGAAAGCGGAUUGGCAUUCAUGGCAAGUCUUUAUCGUUUUCCAGCUGGUCAACUGGAUUUGCUGUGCCAUUGUUUGCUUUGGGAAUAGACUGAUUCCCCUCCUCAACCGGAUUGCCUUAAUUCUAUCGAUGUGCGGGCUUGUGACCACAGUGGUUGUUCUGACCGUCAUGCCGAGAACCCAUGCAAGCAAUGCACAAGUCUGGACGGAAUAUCAUAACAAGACAGGCGGCUGGUCAGACGGUGUCUGCUUCAUGACCGGUCUUCUGAAUGCAGCAUUUGCUGUCGGGGUACCGGAUUGUAUCAGCCACCUCUCUGAGGAGGUUCCAAAGCCCGAAGUCAAAGUUCCCCAAGGCAUAAUGCUCCAAAUGCUCACAGCCUUCACAACAUCCUUUGUCUACCUAAUCGCCCUCUUCUACUCAAUCCAAGAUCUCGACGCCGUCUAUGCAAGCAACAUCGGCGGUUUCCCAACAGCAGAGAUCUACCGCCAAGCAACCGGUUCCAACAAUGGCGCCAUAGGCCUUAUAGCCGUCCUCUUCAUCGCGACAUUCCCAACCCUCAUCGGAACCUUCAUCACCGGCGGCCGAAUGUGGUGGAGUCUGGCCCGUGAUAACGCAACCCCCUUUGCAACCUACUUCGCCCAAGUCCACCCAACCCUCAACUGUCCCGUUCGCGCAACGGUAGCCAUGAGUGGCCUCGUCACCUGCUUGGGUUGUAUAUAUGUCGGCAGCACAACGGCAUUCCAGGCACUGAUUUCAUCGUUCAUUGUCCUCAGCUCACUUUCUUAUUUCGGCGCCAUCCUGCCACAUGUGCUAUCCCGUCGUCAGAAUAUGGUACCAGGCCCUUUCUACAUGGGUCAGAAGCUCGGCAUGAUGGUCAAUAUCGUGGCAUUGAUCUACAUAAUGGUGACAGUUGUGUUCUUUUGUUUCCCGUUCGUCCUCCCAGCGACGGCUCACAACAUGAACUAUACCAGUGUCAUUACAGUCGGGUUGAUGUUUUUGGUUGGGGUGUGGUGGCUUUUCCGAGGUCAUCGAGAAUACCAGGGUCCGCAGUACAGCUUUGAGGCUGCGGAGAGAUUGACUGCCUUCCAGGCUGGGAAGGAAGGGCGGAGGUCCUUUAUUGAUGUUGCGAGUCCGUUGCCCGUUCCUUGUCUUGAAAAGGAUUGUUCGGCAAGAUAA